GUGAAUUCUUCUUUGCAUCGUCGUUGUUGCUGGAAGGCGGAAAAUCAAUUUCUAAUUAAACUGAGAUUCUUCAAAGGCAGCAGCUGUUCUAAUUAGAUUUCAAUCGAUUUUGUACGAACGCCGCAAACGUCAGUGCAGUUGCAUUCUCUUGUUGCUAGCAGCUAUCGUUCACAAAAGCCACUUGGAACAGAACAGCGGUUUUAAGCGCACCAUCCCAACAGUUCUACUGAAACCACUCUAAACGCAAAGUACAAUGGCCGAUUACUUCGAGGACAUGGGACACGAACCCACUGGUGCCGAGGGUCCUAAUGAUUUUGCCAAACACUACAAACGUCUACAAGUUUUGGCCAUCAUGAACGGCAUUGAUAUGGAAAUUGAGGUGCCGGAGGCGUCUAAACGCGCAAUCGCCACACUGCCGGAGCAUGUUAUUGUCGAGGCGGAUGUUAAGCAGGAGUUGGAAUGUGCCGUUUGCAAGCAGCCGGCGGAGAUCGAUGAAAAGUAUAAAGUUUUACCGUGUAAGCACGAGUUUCACGAGGAGUGUGUGCUGUUGUGGUUGAAAAAGGCAAACUCAUGCCCAAUGUGUCGUUAUGAAUUGGAAACAGAUGACCCAGUCUAUGAGGAGUUGCGUGAAUUCCGACAAGACGAGUCCAACCGCCGUGAACGUCAAAAUUAUAUGAUGGAUUCGAUGUUUUCUUGAAUAAAAUCUUAGUAAUUUGUUAAAACAUACAAAUGGUGAGAGCCGUGGUGGUGGAGUAUGGUUUUAGCUGCAAUUUUUUAUUUGAAAAUAAAUACAUAAAUAAAUAAUGCUUUUGAAUAUCCUA
Molecule: messenger RNA, 821 nt
Organism: Zeugodacus cucurbitae (melon fly)
Lineage: Eukaryota; Metazoa; Arthropoda; Insecta; Diptera; Tephritidae
Product: E3 ubiquitin-protein ligase RNF181 homolog
Exons: 4
Coding region: 254-697 (147 amino acids)
Biological process (GO): protein ubiquitination
Cellular component (GO): cytoplasm
Molecular function (GO): ubiquitin protein ligase activity
Source: RefSeq, a predicted model, not a curated record